Melampsora larici-populina 98AG31 is the source of this 549-nucleotide messenger RNA. RefSeq lists its product as uncharacterized. The record is from RefSeq and is a predicted model, not a curated record. NCBI's taxonomy places the organism in Eukaryota, Fungi, Basidiomycota, Pucciniomycetes, Pucciniales, Melampsoraceae. Bases 1 to 549 code for a protein of 182 amino acids. The transcript is spliced from 3 exons.
AUGUCAUGGAAUGUACACAUGCUCGGUUUGCUGAGAGAAACAGCGCCGUACUCGAGCUCGACUUCUGAAUUCAACAAUUCAUUAGCACGUGAUUGGGACAGGCUGAUUGAGAAGUGCCAAAGGGAGUGGGAGGUUAAUGUGAACGCACGUAGUCUUCAAGCCGAGGUGCUGGAUGAUCAGGAGAUUCUGGAGCAUAGGAUGCUAAUGUGGGGGGAGGAAGAGGAGGAAUUGAGGCUGCCACGGGAUGAGGUCGAGGUGUUUGAGGCUGAUGAGUUUGGGUUCGAGGUGGAAGAGCCUGAUGGAGGUCUGGCUAGCCUCAUAGACACGUCUGAGGCCAGGACACGUCUGGAUGUCGGACUCUGCAUGGAUGGAUAUGGAAAUCAGACGCGAAAUGACACGACGCACGCGUAUGAGUCUAGUAGCCAGAGGUGUAUUAGUGUUACCAUCAAGACUCAAGAAGCCUUGGGUUGGAAAAUUACAAGAUUGACUGUCAAAAUUGUGACCAUGCAUGAAAAACAGAUGUUCACUGCCUCAUCCAUGGAAAAAUGA